Neomonachus schauinslandi (Hawaiian monk seal) is the source of this 3917-nucleotide messenger RNA. It is a transcript of the gene DENND5B, whose product is annotated as DENN domain containing 5B. The record is from RefSeq and is a predicted model, not a curated record. The transcript is spliced from 21 exons. Lineage: Eukaryota; Metazoa; Chordata; Mammalia; Carnivora; Phocidae. The coding region runs from base 55 to 3879 and encodes 1274 amino acids. Gene Ontology annotation, molecular function: small GTPase binding; guanyl-nucleotide exchange factor activity.
CCGGAGCGGCGAGCCUUCCCGAGAGGCGGCGGCGGCAGGAGCAGCGCGGCCGGGAUGAGCGGGAGCGGCGCGGCGCCCGGCUCGGGCUCGGGCUCCUCCCCGACCGCCUGCCGCUUCGCGCACUACUUCGUGCUGUGCGGGAUCGACGCAGACAGCGGGCUGGAGCCCGACGAGCUGGCGGGUGAAAAUUUUGAUCAGAGUCCUCUGAGAAGAACAUUCAAAUCCAAAGUGCUGGCCCACUAUCCUGAGAAUAUAGAAUGGAACCCUUUUGAUCAAGAUGCAGUGAACAUGCUGUGCAUGCCUAAAGGGCUGUCUUUCAGAACUCAAACUGACAAUAAAGACCCUCAGUUCCACUCAUUUAUAAUUACCCGGGAAGAUGGUUCCCGUACCUAUGGUUUUGUUCUCACUUUUUAUGAGGAAGUUACAAGUAAGCAGAUCUGCACAGCCAUGCAGACGCUCUACCAGAUGCAUAACGCUGAGCACUACAGUGGCGUGUAUGCUUCGUCCUCCUGCAGCAUGGAUUCUCUGGCGAGCAGUGUUGACGAGGGAGAUACAACUUCCCUUUUGAAACUCCAGCGAUACAACUCCUAUGACAUCAGCAGAGACACGCUGUACGUUUCAAAAAGUAUAUGUUUGAUCACACCGCUGCCUUUCAUGCAGGCCUGCAAGAAAUUCCUUAUCCAGCUUUACAAGGCAGUUACCUCACAGCAGCCGCCGCCCUUGCCGCUUGAGAGCUACAUCCAUAACAUUCUCUACGAGGUACCCCUUCCACCUCCAGGGAGGUCACUGAAAUUUUAUGGUGUUUAUGAACCCGUCAUCUGCCAGAGACCUGGGCCCAGUGAACUCCCCCUCUCCGAUUACCCUCUUCGAGAGGCCUUCGAGCUUCUGGGAUUGGAGAACCUGGUGCAGGUGUUUACCUGUGUUCUUUUAGAGAUGCAGAUCCUUCUCUACUCACAAGAUUAUCAACGCUUGAUGACUGUGGCGGAAGGCAUCACCACACUUUUGUUCCCAUUUCAAUGGCAACAUGUUUAUGUGCCCAUCCUCCCUGCUUCUCUGCUACAUUUUCUUGAUGCUCCUGUCCCUUAUCUGAUGGGCCUUCAGUCAAAAGAAGGAACUGACCGUUCUAAACUAGAACUUCCUCAAGAGGCUAAUUUGUGUUUUGUGGAUAUUGACAACCAUUUUAUUGAACUGCCUGAAGAAUUUCCACAGUUCCCCAAUAAGGUGGAUUUUAUCCAGGAACUCUCUGAAGUGCUUCUUCAAUUUGAAAUCCCUCCUGAGGGCAGCCUCCAUUGCAGUGAGAGUGCCACAAAACUGAAGAAUCUGGUUCUGAAGGACUUGGUUAACGACAAGAAGAAUGGCAACGUCUCCAGUAACAACAUCAGCAUGUACGAGUUACUGAAGGGCAAUGAAACCAUAGCCCGCCUCCAAGCUCUGGCCAAGCGGACCGGUGUGACCGUGGAAAAAAUGGAUCUCUCUGCCACACUGAGUGAAAAAGAAAAGGAUUUAAAACUGCAGUGUGAAGAGGCAGAACUAAGGGACUACCAGCUCAACGUGCAGCUUCGUGAGGUCUUUGCUAACCGCUUUACACAGAUGUUUGCAGAUUAUGAAGCGUUUGUGAUUCAGACUGCCCAGGACAUGGAAUCCUGGCUGACCAACCGAGAACAGAUGCAGAACUUUGACAAAGCUUCCUUUCUCUCCGACCAGCCUGAGCCUUACCUGCCAUUUCUUUCACGCUUCAUUGAAACACAGAUGUUUGCCACCUUUAUUGAUAAUAAAAUUAUGUCUCAGUGGGAAGAGAAGGAUUCUUUGCUUCGGGUCUUUGACUCUCGGAUUGAGAAGAUGAGACUGUAUAAUGUAAGGGCACCCACCUUGAGGACAUCUAUUUAUCAGAAAUGCAGCACUUUAAAAGAAGCAGCCCAAUCAAUUGAGCAGCGACUGAUGAAAAUGGAUCACACGGCAAUCCACCCACAUCUGCUUGAUAUGAAAAUUGGUCAAGGCAAAUAUGAGCAAGGGUUCUUUCCAAAGUUACAGUCUGAUGUCUUGGCAACAGGACCAGCUAAUAACAAUCGUUGGGUAAGUCGGAGUGCCACGGCGCAGCGCAGGAAAGACCGCCUUCGCCAACACUCGGAGCACAUUGGAUUGGACAACGACCUGCGGGAGAAAUAUAUGCAAGAGGCACGAAGUUUAGGAAAAAACCUGAGGCAACCCAAACUGUCAGACCUCUCUCCUGCGGUGAUUGCACAGACCAACUGCAAAUUUGUAGAAGGCUUAUUGAAGGAAUGUAGAAUGAAGACAAAGCGCAUGUUGGUGGAAAAGAUGGGACAUGAAGCAGUGGAACUGGGCCAUGGAGAAGCAAACAUAACCGGCUUGGAAGAGAACACCUUGAUCGCCAGCCUCUGUGACCUACUGGAAAGGAUAUGGAGCCACGGCUUGCAGAUCAAGCAGGGGAAGUCAGCUUUGUGGUCACAUUUAAUUCAGUUUCAGGACAGAGAAGAGAAGCAAGAGCACCUUGCAGAAUCUCCAGUUGCCCUUGGACCAGAAAGAAGAAAAUCUGACUCAGGAGUUAUGUUGCCAACACUCAGGGUCUCUCUUAUCCAAGACAUGAGGCAUAUUCAGAACAUGAGUGAGAUCAAGACUGACGUCGGACGAGCUCGGGCAUGGAUAAGACUGUCUCUAGAAAAGAAGCUCUUGUCCCAGCAUCUCAAGCAGUUGCUCUCCAACCAGCUGCUCACCAAGAAGCUUUAUAAGCGUUACGCUUUUCUACGCUGUGAAGAAGAAAGAGAGCAGUUUCUUUACCAUCUUCUUUCCCUCAAUGCGGUUGACUACUUCUGCUUCACCAGUGUGUUCACCACUAUCAUGAUUCCAUAUAGGUCAGUGAUCAUCCCCAUCAAAAAGCUGAGCAAUGCGAUCAUCACAUCGAACCCUUGGAUCUGUGUAUCAGGAGAGCUAGGAGACACGGGAGUAAUGCAGAUUCCCAAAAACCUCCUCGAAAUGACUUUUGAGUGCCAGAACUUGGGGAAGCUGACCACUGUUCAGAUUGGGCAUGAUAACUCGGGACUGUUAGCCAAAUGGCUAGUGGAUUGUGUCAUGGUCAGAAAUGAGAUCACAGGACAUACAUACAGGUUCCCAUGCGGGCGGUGGUUGGGGAAAGGCAUUGAUGAUGGAAGCCUGGAGAGAAUCCUUAUUGGGGAAUUGAUGACCUCAGUGGCAGAUGAGGAUCUGGUAAAGCAGUGUCGGACUCCACCCCAACAGAAAUCCCCCACCUCAGCUCGGAGACUGAGCAUCACUUCACUGACAGGAAAAACCACCAAACCCAAUGCUGGACAGAUCCAAGAAGGAAUUGGAGAAGCUGUGAAUAAUAUUGUGAAACAUUUUCACAAACCUGAAAAAGAGAGAGGAAGCCUCACAGUGUUGCUGUGUGGAGAAAAUGGACUGGUUGUGGCACUUGAACAAGUCUUCCAUCAUGGGUUCAAAUCUGCCCGCAUCUUUCACAAGAAUGUCUUCAUCUGGGACUUCAUAGAGAAAGCAGUUGCUUAUUUUGAAACCACUGACCAGAUUCUAGACAAUGAAGAUGAUGUCCUUAUUCAGAAAUCAUCCUGCAAAACCUUCUGCCACUAUGUAAAUGCUAUUAAUACUGCACCCAGGAACAUUGGGAAGGACGGCAAAUUCCAGAUUUUAGUUUGCCUUGGAACACGGGAUCGCCUGCUCCCACAGUGGAUCCCACUCUUAGCUGAGUGUCCUGCCAUUACCCGAAUGUACGAGGAAAGCGCCCUCCUGCGAGACCGCAUGACUGUCAACUCUCUCAUCCGCAUUCUGCAGACCAUUCAGGACUUCACCAUAGUCUUGGAAGGCUCACUCAUCAAAGGCGUGGAUGUGUAACCCACAUGGCUAGAAACGCUCAGUCCAGACCCCUUGUU